This is a messenger RNA of Amoebophrya sp. A25, 6570 nucleotides long. The record is from the annotation of a GenBank genome assembly. Lineage: Eukaryota; Dinophyceae; Syndiniales; Amoebophryaceae.
GUGACGAUUGAGGAAAACGAGGUUGUCCAAAAAAAGUCCUGAGUUCUGUCUUCAUAUGUUCAGGAAAAAAAUAUACAGUGUCUGUGCUCAAAGAGUGAAAUCGCUGUAAAAUUAUGGAGUAGAUGUGUGCAACUGCGUGCCAAACGGGGGGACCUCAGUGAAGGCGUCUAUUUGAUCUUCUAUUUGAUCUGUCGAGCUUCAAAAAAAAUGUGUCUGUUUCAGAGUGAAAAAACGUACAACGAGUAAGUUUGACCGUCGAAAACGAGUCCAAGUUUCACGAGAAGUGUUAAAUCGUUGGAGGAUCAUGUCGUAAUUCUCUUUCGACGUACUUCGUUACUGCCCUUCUGCUGGUGUCAUGUUGUAGGUUAUCUCUCAUCUAUCCUUCUUUAUUUCGCGCAACAAACAGGUUUUCUCUCAUCUUUGAACUAUUUCGUCGCUCAUGCUGAUAGAUAUUUUCUGUCUCUCCCAACGAUCUUCUCAACUAUAGCUUACGCCUAGCAAUAUUAGCAUGUGCAUUUGAUAUUGAACUUCCCUGCAUUUAGUUCGGAAUCCCUUAGCAGGAUCCGCAGCAGCAGCGGAAAUAGUUUUCAGACACAACAAUUUUUUAUCGCAAAAUUGUUGAAUUAACACAUUUUCUUGCGGGCAAGAAAAAAUAUUGUGGAAGGAUAGUUAGGUUCGUGGAAAAAGGAGCGGAUCCCGCAUUCAUAGAAUUACGGGUAGAGUGCUGUUGUAGUUCCUCUCAUUUCCUUGUAUGAAUCAAUACACUGACAAAACGGCCUAGGCCUUUUCCAAAAAUCAAGAAAUUGUAGUCGUCAUUCUUCUUCUAGAUACUCGAAAUAGGUAAUUACCGAUAAGUAGAAGAAGAUCCAUCUUCUGCAUAUCAUGUUUUUCAACUGAGGUGGAUAGUCUCACAGAUAUCAUUAACAUGUUGUAGUUGUAAAUCAAAUUCAGAAUUUGAAAAUCGCGCUUAUUAUCGACCUUGAUUCGGAUAGGAGACAUUUCUGCAUUUUGUUUUUAGUUUGGUGGUGGUGAGAAAAAAAGCCACAAAAUGAGCGAUCCACGCGGAUAUCACGACUGUCCGGUGAAACAGCUCGAGGAGGAGCUGGCGACAGACUCCAAAAAUGGUGUCUCAUCCGCUGCGGCAGCGGAGAAGCUAGCCAGGGACGGGCCGAACGAGCUUUUCAAGCCCUCGCCACCAAGUAAUACUUUUUUCCCUCUAUUUUGGUAUGCUAGGUAGCCUGAAGAAACCAUUUUUGCCUCGCAACUCGAUGGCGUUUUUCUGAGAUGAUGUGACGAUCUUUUGCCUUGCAACAUUGAUGAAUACUCAAUAUUUGAUUUUGAAAUUUGACGCCUCACCUGCAGCGCUGUUCAUGCUUUUUGUGGCGCAGAUGUUGAAUGUGAUCAUGCUUUUAUUGACGGCUUCCGCUUGCGCGUCGCUGAUUAUUGCGGGCACAAGAAGUAACCCUGAACCCAUACACUUCGUGGAGGGUAUCGCAAUUUUUAUCAUCGUCUUUCUUAAUGCGGGAAUUGCGGCAGUCACUGAAAACGUAGCCAACAAUGCUCUUGAAGCGCUCUCGAAGAUGUCGCAGGAAAAAUGCAAGGUCAUUCGCGACGGGGAAGAAGUGGAGAUCGAAUCCACCAGAGUGGUACUCAAAGCAAGUCAGACUUCUUACCACCUUCCAAUAGUACUAGCAUCAGCUUUUAUUAUGUUAAGAAAGUACAAGAAGAAGCAAACAAAGGUCCAUUGCACGUGUACCUACACCUUUACUCUUUCUCUUACAACAUUUUUUUUGCACUUUCUUCCUCAUACAACACAACCAUUCUUCAGGUUAUUGGUGAUUUGGUUGUUUUGGGAACAGGAGAUGUUUGCCCUGCGGAUCUGCGUAUGCUUGAUGCGAAUGAGUUGAAAGUGAACGAGAUGCUUCUGACAGGAGAGCCUGAUGAUGUCGCAAAGACUCACAAGCUCGACAAAAAGGGUACUACAACUCUGGCAUUUUUCAUUAAAGUGUGCUCAAAUUGCGGAAGAACAUCUUAUUUCUCACCCUCGUAGUAAGCUAAGUGCUUUGUAUACAUAGAAAUGGGACAACGAGCACCACUGAAAAACGUUUAAUUUCUUGUCGCUCUCAAUUUUCAGCCUCGGGCGAUGACCAUGCGGGUGGUGAGGAAAAGCUUACACCGCCAUCGAUGGCAUUUAUGUCGUGCACUGUUACGAACGGUAAAGCAGUCGGUAUCGUAACGGACAUUGGUAUGGCCACUCGAGUUGGUCGUAUUGCCGAGAUGCUUCAGUCGGAAAAAUCGGACGACAAGAACAAGAGCUGCUUGCCGGACACGACGGGAAACAUGACACCAUUGCAGGUACGCAAAUCCAUACUCUCGUUUGUUUUUCUUCGAUUUGGGUUGAACCGGUAUGAUCCACUGCCAUGAGAAUACUCAUAUGAAAGACACGCGACGUGAUAAUUUGGGCUUACUACUUUUUCCUGCAAUUAUUAUGGUCACCUCGCGCUAGGCACAUUCAUUCAUUCAUUCAUUCAUUCAUUCUUACAGCAAUCGUUGCAAGAAUUGGGUGUGAAGAUUGGUUACAUGGCCAUCGCAGUGUGCGCAGCAGUAUGGGUGAUCGGUGUUGCCUUGGAAACUAAGGAUGAAACAGAUCCGACAAAACCAUCGUGGCUGUACAUGAUUCUCGUCGCUGUCACUCUCGCUGUCGCAGCCAUCCCGGAAGGUAUCCCGCUGUGCGUCACGAUCUCUUUGUCCAACGGAGCCAACGAGAUGGUGAACCGAAACGUGCUGGUGCGCAGGUUGGCAGCCGUCGAAACCCUCGGGUCCGCGUCGGUUAUCUGCACAGACAAGACAGGCACGCUCACAGAGGGAAAGAUGACGCUCGUCAAAAUGUGGUCAGCAGGUAAUCAUGUCGUACGACCGGACAGUAAUGAACUCUUUCACGCAGCGAUACAAAAGCAAAACUUCUUUAAAAAUUCGAGGCCAUUUCAAAUAUAUAAUCGGUAGCUGCUGUACUUUGCUGAAACUGUCCCAACUAAUGGAACCGAAUAAAAACUUCAGGCAAGCUGUACGACGUGUCCGGUCAGGGGUUUGACCCGAAUGUGGGUAAGGUUUAUCCUGCUGACGACCCGCUGGAAAUUCCUCAUUCUAUUUCUGGUAUGAAUACUGAGGGAACCAAGCAUAUGGAGCGCGUGAAAGAGGAGCCAAGCGGUAUGGGGAAGAGCCUGGUUGCACCUUCCGCUACCCCAGGUGCCGCCAAGGCAGACAGCGGAAAGACGGAGCCGACUGUGCGCAGUACACUGCUUUCGGGUCUCCUCUGUAGUAACACGACGAUCAAUCAAGAUCCGGAAACCAAGCUCUGGACUCCGAAAGGAAACUCUUCGGAAGCUCCGCUGGUAUUAUCGUUAUAUUUAUGCUUAGGACUAACUCUGAUGUUAUUUCAUGCUCAACACACAAGCAUCUUUUUCUUACUGUGCCUUUCUCAUCUGCGUAGCUGAGGUAUCCAAUAUCCAUUGUUGAUCAUAGAUAAGCCGUGAUACCUUUCUAAAUUUGUCAACAUUGUGCGCUUCUAGGUCGUUGCAGCAGCGAAAGUCGGAUUUCGGAAUGCUGAUACCGCCGCCGAAUUUCCGCGUGUAUUGGAGAUUCCGUUCAACAGCACGAGAAAGAUGAUGUUGACCAUUGUCGAAGUUCCAGGUACCUGGGCUUAUUGAGAUUUCGUACUCCUGCUAAGAUAAACGGAUAAGGAUUGCGGUGUUUAAGAACUUCAUUCAGUCUGAAAACUUCAUCGGCUUCUGCAUGCGUCUCCUUCUUCUACACCAUGUAGUUUCCACAGCCUUCACCAAGAACCUAUCUAUCACACGAAAUACAAAUGUAAAUACAAAUAGAAGUUGCAACCCUUUUCCUCCCAACCUAUUCCUCGUAGCUGGCACAACGACUUUGGGGAAGGAUGGCAUUCGUCUCCCAGAGGCAACGAAAUACGUGACGAUUGUGAAAGGCGCACCGAAUAUCAUCCUGGACGCUUGCAGUCAGUCAUGCUCCAAGGAUGAUUCAUGUAUUCCGGAGUUUGGCGUGAAAGAAAAGGCAGAAGCUAUGGAUGUCGUCGAUCAACUUUCAUCUCAAGCACUCCGCGUCCUCGCAGCUGCCAUCAAGUACCAUUUGAAUUAAGUAUUUUGGCAUGAUCUGGGUGCACUACUGGAGAUUUUUGAUAUAAUCAAAUGCAUGAAGAUGCAUUGAGACUGUAGUGCCACGAGGUAAGACAGGUACACCAGUGUGAGAGAAACCCUUCCUCGUUGGCAUCUCUUCCAUCCCUGCCACUAGAUAAGAUUUGAUUAUCAGUACUUGUCACCUAAAUUUGCCUCCAUUUCGCACAAUAUACUUAUUCAGAUUGAUGCCUUUGUUUUUGUAAUUUAGUUUGCAAGUCCAUUCCUACUAAUCAGCUGUGCCCUAAUAUACUACAAUUAUUCCAUCCAGGUGCUACGAGGAGUUGCCAUUCGAUCAGAAUGACGACAACUUGACAUCUGAUGACAAGUUUAAGGCAAUGUUGAGUGGAAGCACACUGCGACUCUUGGGGCUAUUUGCGUCCAUCGAUCCGGCGCGCGAGGGUGUGAAGGAGGCUGUCGAGGCUUCGAAUGUGGGUGGUAUCCGUGUGGUGAUGAUUACAGGCGACUACUACAAGACCGCGAUUGCGAUCGCAAAGAACAUUAAGAUCUUGCUGCCGGAGGACAAUGUGGCGGAAGCGGCACUGGAUUGCGGUGGCCUGCGACCCAACGGCGACUAUUUGCCGGACGUGGAGUUUGACUUCCUAACGUCAAAAGUGAAGGUCUUUGCCCGAGCGAAGCCGGAGGACAAGCUGGAGAUCGUGAAGUCUCUUCAGCGACAGGGACUGGUGUGCGCGAUGACCGGUGACGGUGUCAACGACGCUCCAGCGCUGAAUAAGAGCGACAUCGGUGUUGCUAUGGGAAUCCAGGGAACAGACGUCGCCAAGGGUGCCUCUGCGAUGAUCCUCACAGACGACAACUUUGUCUCCAUCGUUGGCGCAGUCGAGAUGGGACGAGUCAUCUACGCCGGUAUCCAGAAGUUCGUCGCCUUCAUCAUGUCAGUGCACAUCGGAGAGGUAUUUUCCUAAUUGAUUUAUCCUAGAAGGAGGUAAUUUACGUCUUUCAACAAUUUGAGACUCUUUGUUUCUUUGGCUUCCUUUCAGGUAACCAUGUGAUAAAAGAAAGUGUCAUUGGUUGUUCUGGGAUGAAAAUACGGAUUUCUGCGAGUUGUAUGAGUAUUUCAUUAACCGCUGGUGUUCUGGAUGGCUCACUACACUCAAAAAUAUCAAAAACAGGUGAUGCAAAUCUUCUUCACGGUAGCCGCUCAGAUGCCGAUCAUGAGGCAACCGUUGCAGAUUCUGUUUUUGAUUUUGGUCACGGAUUUGCCGCCUGCCGUCGCGCUGGGCAUGGAACCAGGAUCCCCGACGAUCAUGCGCGACCGACCCCGGCCGAAGAGGCAGCCAAUCGUGCUCACUUGGAUGUGGAUCUCGAUCGUGAUGAAUGGUCUCAUCCUGUCCGUGUGUAUUGCCAUCGUGUACGUCUGGGCGUUGGACUACUUCCUCGGGCUCAUUUGGAAAGACGACAUCCAGAAGGUGAUCGAGUAUGAGGACGACUCACUCGGCUGCCGCCUCGGAAUCAAUCCUACCAUCGGGGACCCGGCGCUGAAGUACUGCAGUUGCCGCUACGGAGUGAGCGGCGCUGGACCCUUCAACACCAAGGACGACUGCAAUGACGAUUCCGCGACUAUGAAUGCAGACAUGAAAUUGCGUCUUGCAAGAACAACGGCCUUUAUCGGCGUCGUGUACGCGGAGAACGUGCGUGCCUACACCAGUCGCUCUUUCAGCGAGCCAUUCUACAAGGAGAUGUUCUCCAACUCAGCAAUGCAAAAAGCCAUUGGUAUCGCGCAGGUCGCUCUCUACCUCGUCAUUUUCAUUCCUGGGCUCUCCGACGCAAUCUUCGAACUGGAGGGUGCCAAGAUGUCCGGAUACGAGGACUCCAACGGAAACGCCGGUGUCGGUUACGGAUUCGCUUUCGGCGCAGCGGCUUCUUGUACAUCUUUUUGUUUGUGAAGUAUUCUUAAGGCCUCAAGACAUAGAGAUUGGUUUAGUUUUAAGGAGAAUGCAGUGUGCGUCACUAUUCAUCUUAUACCAUGAGUUAUGUACAAAUAUUUUAUGAGUAUCGUAGACGAUCAAUAAAUUUCCUGAGAAUCAAUUUACCCAUCAAUUAUGGUCCGUCGUUGUGUCCUUUUAUCGCACGCCUUUCGUUUCUCAAAACAGGCGUGUGCUUAUGCGAAUUGUACAAGUUGUUGGUGAAGGAACAGAUUCGGAAGUUCGGGGAACAGGUGAAGAGACAACAGGAUGAAGAGGAGGCAGAGCGCCAGAGGCUUAUUGCGGCUAGGGAGCCAAUCCCACACGAUUUGAGUAAGUCGCUUAGUAAGGAGUCUGCACGACAGAAAAACUCCAAGGAAGCUAAGGUAGAGGAGCCGCAGAAACCUGCGGGACCAACGCUAGAAGUGCCAGCGGCAAACCAAGUUUGA